AAGAAGAGAACGUCAAGACGCAGUAGCCGUUUACAAGCUAAACAGCAGCCCCAGGCCAGUCAGACGGAUUCCCCGCAAGAAGCCCAAGUAAUUCAGGCCAAGAAGAGGAAAACGGCCCAAGACGUCAAAAAAAGAAAAGAGGAGGUCACCAAGAAACAUCAGUAUGAAAUUAGGAAUUGUUGGCCACCUGUAUUAUCCGGGGGGAUCAGUCCUUGCAUUAUCAUUGAAACACCCCACAAAGAAAUAGGAACAAGUGACUUCUCCAGAUUCACAAAUUAUAGAUUUAAAAAUCUUUUUAUUAAUCUGUCACCUUUACCUGAUUUAAGCUGGGGAUGUUCACAAGAUGUUUGGCUAAACAUGUUAAAAAAAGAGACCAGGUAUGUUCACAACAAACAUUUUGAAGUUCUGCAUUCUGAGUUGGAACCACAGAUGAAGUCAAUACUUCUAGACUGGCUUUUAGAGGUAUGUGAAGUAUACACACUUCAUAGGGAAACAUUUUAUCUUGCACAAGACUUUUUUGAUAGAUUUAUGUUGACACAAAAGGAUAUAAAUAAAAAUAUGCUUCAACUGAUUGGAAUUACCUCAUUAUUCAUUGCUUCCAAACUUGAGGAAAUCUACGCUCCUAAGCUCCAAGAGUUUGCUUAUGUCACUGAUGGUGCUUGCAGUGAAGAGGAUAUCUUAAGUAUGGAACUUGCUAUAUUAAAGGCUUUAAAAUGGGAACUUUGUCCUGUAACGGUCAUCUCCUGGCUCAAUCUUUUCCUCCAAGUUGAUGCUCUUAAAGAUGCUCCUAAAGUUCUUCUACCUCAGUAUUCUCAGGAAAAGUUCAUUCAAAUUGCUCAGCUUUUAGAUCUGUGUAUUUUAGCCAUCGAUUCAUUAGAGUUCCAGUACAGAAUACUGGCUGCUGCUGCCUUGUGCCACUUUACCUCUAUUGAAGUGGUUAAGAAAGCCUCAGGUUUGGAAUGGGACAACAUUUCUGAAUGUGUAGACUGGAUGGUACCUUUUGUCAGUGUAGUAAAAAGUACUAGCCCAGCGAAGCUUAAGAUUUUUAAGAAGAUUUCUAUGGAAGACAGACACAACAUACAGACACAUACAAAUUAUCUGGCUAUGCUGGAUGAAGUAAAUUAUGCAGACACCUUCAGGAAGGAGGGACAGUUGUCACCAGUGUGCAAUGGAGGCAUUAUGACACCACCGAAGAGCACUGAAAAACCACCAGGAAAACACUAAGAAAGUUAACUGAGCAAACAACUUGGAACUGAUGAAGUGCUGCACAGCAUUUCAUGGAACUUAAGUUUUACAGGAAAAUAGUGCUGUGACUGUCCUGCCAAUUCAGAAGUUUCACUGCCAUUCUUUGAUUUAAAAACCACUUAAAACUGGCACUAAGGAGGAAAUGUAUUUAAUUCCCAUGUUAGCUGUUUAAAGAAACAGCAGUACUUGUUUACAAAGAUGACUUCAUUCCCAAUACUGGCUGGAUAAAAGCCAGCCACGAUUUAUGCCAUAACAAGUCUUUUGACCCAG
Messenger RNA from Dama dama (fallow deer), 1515 nucleotides. Its product is annotated as G1/S-specific cyclin-E2-like. Gene Ontology annotation, cellular component: cyclin E2-CDK2 complex; cytoplasm; nucleus. Lineage: Eukaryota; Metazoa; Chordata; Mammalia; Artiodactyla; Cervidae. The annotation marks the transcript as partial. Gene Ontology annotation, biological process: regulation of cyclin-dependent protein serine/threonine kinase activity; G1/S transition of mitotic cell cycle. The transcript has a single exon. The record is from RefSeq and is a predicted model, not a curated record. Gene Ontology annotation, molecular function: cyclin-dependent protein serine/threonine kinase regulator activity.